AUGAGUAGCAAGCUUUGGGAAUAUUUCAUUCAAGAUGAUGUGGAGAGCUUCAGACGGUACCUGGCGAACGCGACGUUCGCCGGACCGCGAGCUUCUGGAGUGUCCAGCGCAGCAGCUGCCGCGCCCACAGCGGCAGCGCUGUCGUCUAAGACUGGAAGCCCCGGAUCAAUGAUCGCCUCGUCACCGAAUCCAACCAAACAAAGGAAAGCAUCCGCGGGAUCACCAGCAACCUCCGUACCCGACCGAUCGGGCUUUCCACGUGGUAAUACCGCUCUGUCGCGCGCCGAUGUCAAUGCUCGCGACCACUUCGGCAGGACACUUCUACACCAUAUAGCAUCUUCGCCGAAACCCACAGCGUCAAACUUUGCGCGCGCGUUGCUCGAGAUUCCGUUCCUUGAUAUCUAUGCACAGGACUGGGAGAGUGGCUGGACGGCAUUGCACAGAGCUUUGUAUGCGGGGAAUGCCACGAUUGCUCGAGCUCUGAUGGCGCGGGACACGCGGGACAUGACGGAUUACAGUAAACCGGGUCACACGAGUCAGAGUGGAAGUCUGAUCAAGAUCAAAGAUCGUGAGGGCUACAGCCCGUUCGAUGUCUAUGGAUCUACGAUCACAUCUCGAGAUAUCAAGCAGAUAUCAUCAGCAAAAUGGCCUGGGUCUAUCGUCCCCGAUCUUGAGGGGAGCGACGCUGCUUCCAACCCUGGGUCAAAUUACGGAGAGGAUGGCGAAGACGACGCAUAUCUUGCGCGAAGCGUUCUGAAAUCACGCACCGACUUUGCGGCCGACGAGGUUUUUACUCUCGGCAGUAACAAGAAUCUGAAUCUUGGCCUUGGUGAUCAAGAUGAUCGACAGUUCCCGGAGAGAAUUGUAUUGAAGCGCCCUGAUCACUUGCUCAACCGAUUCUACCGUGAGUACGAGGAGCAGAUGGAAAAGCUGGGUCUUGAAGAUCUUCUUGACCAUGGCAAUUCCAACGAACUACCCACAGUCAUCAAGAACAAGCCAAUGAAGCUUCAAAACGUGGUCAUGUCAAAGCUGCAUACUGCCGUUAUUACGGAUGACCCUGAAGCCAACCUGUUUAUCUGCGGCUUCGGUCCUGGUGGUCGUCUUGGAACCGGUGAUGAAUCUACCCGGUUUAGCUUUGUGUGUAUCGAGACAGGCGGGUUGGCAGGUAGAAAGGUCAUGUCCGUUGCUCUCGGCCAAGACCACAGUCUGGCCAUCACCGAAUUCGGCGAAAUCUUCAGUUGGGGAAGCAAUAAAUUUGGUCAGCUCGGGUACAGUUUGCCCAGGACGAGUAACAAGAACGAUGUCCCUAUCCAGUCAACCCCGCGACAGAUCUUCAACCCUUUCAAGAAGGAAACUAUCCUCGGUGCGGCCGCUUCCUCCAUUCACUCGGUGGUCUUCAGCAACUCUGGCCUGUAUACAUUCGGUAAGAAUGAGGGCCAACUUGGACUGGUCGACUCGGACGCACGAUCGCUAGAAGUUCAGACUACCCCACGACGUGUCGGUGCUUCUCUCUUUAAGUGUCCUAUUCAGAUGGUAUCUGCUAUCGACCGUGCAACGGCUGUGCUCCUACAGAACCACGAGGUCUGGGUCUUCUCGCAAUAUGGAUAUUCCAAACUUUCAUUCCCUCUCGAGGCGAGCUCGAGGUUCAUCCGGGAUAGCUUCAUGGCUACGCGAUACGAUGGCUCUGUGAAUCACGUCGUCAAGCUUGCAUGUGGCGGCAACACAAUCUGCGCCUUGUCCAGCUCUGGUGACGUCUUCACUGUCCAUGUGAACAAAUCCGAAGAUCCAUCAGCCCAAACGUCCACAACCAACCCUGCCAAAAUACGUAACUCACUGGCUGCUCCCGAAAGGGCCUGGUCUGUCAAAAAGUCCCACAUGGCUGCAAGUGAUGUCGACGUUGGUCAAGACGGAUCGAUCAUCAUUUGCACAACUUCAGGCUCAGCCUGGAGGAAAGAAAAGCGGACGAAGAACAAAGAGGGUGCUUCCAAAGAGUACAAGUUCGCUCGCAUUCCGGGACUAUCUAGGGCGGUGGCUGUGCGCAGUAACGCCUUUGGAGCAUAUGCGGUUGCUCAGCGCGACUGUGAUGUGACAAGAGAGCAAAUUCACAUUGAUGAGAGUACUCUCUGGGAUGACCUCCUACCUCUCUCGCCGUUCAUGACCCCUUCUUUUGACGAUGUAGAGGCAAUCUUGGAUGGAGAUGCUACAGAUAACCCGAUGCUUCUGUCCUCAGCCAUGGCUAUCAAAAGGGCAAUCAUUCAAUCGUCGGAAAUCGAAAGCCAGUUUCUUCCCAUUCGCUCCGAAGGAACUGUGUGGGUUACGAGCUCUCUAUCCGACGCCCGGAUUCCGGUGCAUGAGUUCCUCUUGGCUGGUCGCAGCCCAGUGCUUCGCAAAGCAUUGCAAGAUUUCCGCGAGUCCUAUUACGCUUCUCUGCCCGAUUUCUUUGACAUUGAGUACGGUAAAGAUGGCAUCACCCAGAUUCGGCUUCUGGGUACUGAUUUCUUGACUGUCAUGAAUGUGGUGUUCUUCUUGUAUACCGAUGGCAUUCUCGAUGUCUGGCAUCAAGCUAGGAGCUCACCCGAGAACGCGGCACGGUACCGUCAGGUUCGCCUUGAAAUCAUGAAGGUCGCGACUAAUCUGGGUCUUCCAAUGUUGGAACGCGCUGCGAGGUUGAUGGUCGAACCCCAAAAGAGUUUGAAGACCGACAUGGCUCAUGCGAUCAACCACCCUUCCUUCUUCAAUGAUGCGGAUGUGGUGGUCGAAUUAAAUGGUGACUCUGUCAAAGUCCAUAGCCAAGUGGUCUGCCAACGAUGCCCUUUCUUCGAUGCUCUGUUCCACGGUCGCUCUGCGGGUGGGUGGAUUGCGUCUCGUCGAAAGAACCCUACAGACAAGGUCCAUGUUGACCUUAAGCACAUUGAGCGGUCCACGUUUGACUUUGUCUUGCGGUAUCUCUAUGCCGAUACGGAAGAACAACUCUUCGACCAAGUUCGAACCAAGUCUCUCGAUGAGCUUAUCGACCUGCUUCUGGACAUCAUGUAUGUGGCCAACGAAUUGAUGAUCGACCGCUUAUCGCAGAUCUGUCAAAAGAUGCUUGGCCGGUUCGUCCAUACUCGGAACAUUUCCUACCUUCUUAAUUCAGUCGCACCAGUAUUUGUCUCUGAGUUCAAAGAGGCUUCUCUGGAGUACAUCUGUCUGAAUCUGGAGGCCAUGCUUGCCAACCGCUACCUAGAAGACCUAGACGAAGAUCUUCUUCAAAAGCUGGACAUGGUCUGUCAUGAGAAUCAAUUGGCAUGCUUCCCAGUCUCGCGCGGCCGUAACUCGGAAGACUAUGUCUUUGAGAAAUAUCCGGAGCUAGUGAGCUCAGUCGGAAUUGACAAGCAGCGUCGUAUCGAUGCAAUGACCUUGCAGUCUCGCCUCAGUGAAGUGGAAUCAUAUGAUUUCCGACCCCGAGGCCCCGCAAAUGACAAGGUCAAUGCAUCGCCGUUGGCACGGAAGUCAAAGGGCAGUGUCUCAAGGGAUACUGAGAGUUCUGUCAAUAGUCCAUUGCUGAAACCAAGACAAUCCACCAACGAUCUCAUGUUCCAGAUGGAUGAUGAAGCUGCUCUUUCACCCGGGGAUUCCAUCAAAGGCAAAGCCGUCAUGCGUGGCCUUGGCAUCGAGAGCCGGUCUUAUCCUGAUUCUCCUGCACUGGGGGCAAGUGUUCCAGAGGGUGAAUCACUCGGCGACGGAGGCUUCUUUGAUGAACGAAUGUCUUCACCACGGGAGGGUCUUCUCGCGGAGUCUCCGACAGAAUCACGGGCAAUCGCAAUGCACAAGAAACAAGCUAUGGCGUCCCCUGCCGAAUCAGGCUCUGCACCAUGGGGUUCUCCAGUCACCCUAAAUGCCAAGAAGGAUCUCAAGGAUAUCAUGGGCGAAACGUCACAAUCCCGGGUAUCCAACCUUACAUUGGAAAUGGAGAACCGACGCGAGAGCAGUGGCAACUUUAACGCCAAGCUAUCCCAAAAGGAGCGAAAGAAGAUGCAACAACAGCAGAUGCAGGAUAAGCUAGCUGCCCAGCAAAAGGCAAAGACUGCUCCCAAGAAUCCCUGGCAAUUGCCUCCACCAGCUGCUCCCACGACCCCUGUUAAAGACCCUCUUCCCGGACAGAGUGGGCCUGCUGCACCGGCAUCAGAGCCGUCAAAGGCAGCUCAAAAGCCGGCCAUGACCCUCCGGCAAACAGUCGCUGGAACUCCUCCGCCACGAUCCAAGCCAAUGGCCACUCCUGUCAAAGCGCAGAAUCGCAGCGUCUCGGGCAACACCGCACCCCCUCCCUUCUCCAAACCAUCCCCUUCAUAUCCACCAACUUCCCCUCCACAAACGCUACCCAAAACCUCACCACAACCCGCAAUCCAAUCUAUCCGCCACAUCCCCCGCCAAGAUCCAUACAUGCGCUCUCCAUCCGGCGGCUCCCUCUCCCUCGCAACGAUCCUCCUCCAACAACAAUCCGAAAAAGACGAGAUCCGCGAAGCAGCCACCGCCAAGCAUAAUCUGCAAGAAAUCCAAGCCGAGCAAGAGUUCCAGCAAUGGUGGGAUCAGGAAAGCAAGCGUGUACAGGGUCUCCUUGAAGUCGAGCCUACCCAACAGUCUGCUGGUGGGAAAAGCGGUCGUGGUGGCAAAGCUCCUGGUGCAGCUGGGAGCUCGCGCAAGCGAAGAGGCAAUAAGAAUGCUGGGCCUGAUGCUGGUUCUCAGGGUCAGAAGCAAACUGCACCUUCUUCGGCGUCUAGUACACCCAAGAAGAAUGUCAAUGCCAAUGGUUCUGCACCGGUGCCCGUGCAGGGAACUGUAGCCGGGAAUCAUGCCCCUGGUGCGGGAGGUGGGAAGAAUGCCCGCCGUGGUGGACAUGGAGGUCAACGUGGUAGGGGAAAGGAAAGGGCAUAA
Molecule: messenger RNA, 4914 nt
Organism: Penicillium cataractarum
Lineage: Eukaryota; Fungi; Ascomycota; Eurotiomycetes; Eurotiales; Aspergillaceae
Product: BTB domain and ankyrin repeat protein
Exons: 1
Coding region: 1-4914 (1637 amino acids)
Molecular function (GO): protein binding
Source: RefSeq, a predicted model, not a curated record